AAAAAUAUGCGAAUCAAUCUUCAAGUUGAGACAAAACUUGUAGGCUUAAUUGGAUUUUCUUAGGCUAAAAGUCUGACCACAAGCCACAAUAGAGAUGGUCAAUGUUAGGUAAUUUAACAGCACUAUUAGAUACAUCGUGACUGAUCUUGUAUUCUUAUAAGGAUAAAAAAAAAUUGCGUUAUUGAUAUAAUAGAAUAAGAUAAUAUUAAAUAUUAUAUUUUUAUGUAGGAACGCAUUUUUGGGACUUUUCUAAACAUGGAAUUGAAUGAGGAACGGAACAUAAUUUUCAUGGCUGGAACAGAACAGAAACGCAAAAAUGCUUUUGUUCCGAAUCCCCGUAAAAAUGCAGGCAUGGUCUGACCAAUGACAUACAAUGAUACCUAAACUGACGAUGCAUUCAUAAUGCAGCAUUCGAAAGCGUCGUUGAAUGCAAAUCAGCUGGACCCGCCAUUUUGGUGACCCUUUCUAGCUUAUCGCUGCAAUGUUCCAAAUUGCAAACCAAUGUCUAUACUUCUAGAUAUGUGUCAGAAAGAGUUUUACCCCAGCGAUGGAGAAUUGAAAUCAAUCAAAGACUUGGAAUGGAAUAAAAAAAUCUCUGAUGCCAAAGAUGAGACUGAACGGCGAUUCCUGGAGAAAGAUUACCAAGAAUAUCUGCGUAAGACUCGGGACCGUUUUCUGAAUAUUAUCAAGUUUAUUAGCGAGCUUUACAAACAUGCCCUCAUCAGUGACAAAAUAUUAAAUGAUUGCCUCAACAAACUUUCCAAGGAUAAAACAACCUUAUCCUAUGAAGCUCUGUGCAACCUUAUACGGUUUUCGGGUAAAGAUUACACUGAAAGAAAAGUGGAGGAGGGGAACAUAAUAGACGAAAUAUUUUUUCGCUUGCUAGGAAAUGAUUUGCUUCCUCCCCAAAUCCGUUCUAUGAUCAAUGACCUUGUAGAGCUAAAAAAUAAUAACUGGGUGCCUCCUAAAGAUAAAGAAGUUCUCGAGCGGUUUGAAUGUAAAACAAGUGACAAGAUAGUAGCCCCUGAAAAUGAGGAACCUAAACCUCGAUCCAUUAACAAGAUUCUUACAGUCAUUAACCCGCCAGAGGACAUCAAAAUUGUAAACCACAUACCUAGCCUCCAAACGCAAUACAUAUCCACUGAACAAUUCAAGCUGACCCCAAAAUCUGGAUGUAAAUCAAAUAAGGCACGCAAACCUAGAAAGAAAAAGCCUAAUUCUACUCCUGAUGGCUCCCUGAUUGUCUCCGACGUUAAUGCCUCCAUCACGGCUUUGCCUACCUCUAUGGAUGCCAACACCACCCCCCAAUCAAACAUCUUGCAUAGCACCCCGCUGAAGCUGCCAUCAAACAGUCUACCAAUUGCAGAAUCAAUGCUGAACACAGCCGUUGGCAAUGAAAACAGCCAUUCUAAAUUUCACACGGGGAAUGUUUUCUCAGUAUCCGCACCCCGAACUCAAGCUCCUUUAUACAUCUCCAACUGCAUUCCGUUAACCGAAACACUGGAAGAGAAAAUUAAGCGCCUCAAGGACAUGUUUGCUAUCAUAGAAAAGGAUAUUACUGAUUCACGAUGCCAAGCUUCCCAAAGAGAUAGGAGCGAGGUAAUGUUCUUAAAGAAGUUGGUAUCCAAGAUGACAAUUGAACAUGGUAUCGAUAUAGUAGACAUUGUAAUAGCAAGAGUCCACAUCAUGGCCCUAGCCAUCCAUUUCAAUUGGGCAACCGCUCUGGCACAUGACACAUCUUUUAUCACGUGUGACCGUCCGGGCACCAAUAGCAAAGUAGUGGUCGAUUGGCCUUUUUGCGAUACCCGUUACUAGGACUGCAUUCUUCUACUUUUUUUUGGCUGAUGCCAUUCCGAUUCGAUCCUUGACAAUCACAACUAGAACUGAUUCUAAUCGUCGACAUUAGGAUCCGUACUAUACAGAUUUUUUACAUUUAUUUUUUUAAUAUUUUAUAUUGUAUUCAUUAUCAUAAGGAAACAUAAAAUGAUCAUGCUAAAACAAAAUUUAUAUAAAUGUCCUAUAGAUUAGU
This is a messenger RNA of Gordionus sp. m RMFG-2023, 2029 nucleotides long. RefSeq names its product eukaryotic translation initiation factor 4 gamma 3-like. Gene Ontology annotation, molecular function: protein binding; translation initiation factor activity; mRNA binding. Gene Ontology annotation, cellular component: eukaryotic translation initiation factor 4F complex. The coding region runs from base 502 to 1815 and encodes 437 amino acids. The transcript is spliced from 3 exons. Lineage: Eukaryota; Metazoa; Nematomorpha; Gordioida; Chordodea; Parachordodidae. The record is from RefSeq and is a predicted model, not a curated record.